Cynocephalus volans (Philippine flying lemur) is the source of this 813-nucleotide messenger RNA. RefSeq names its product regulating synaptic membrane exocytosis 4 (gene RIMS4). Lineage: Eukaryota; Metazoa; Chordata; Mammalia; Dermoptera; Cynocephalidae. The coding region runs from base 1 to 813 and encodes 270 amino acids. Gene Ontology annotation, biological process: positive regulation of synaptic transmission; regulation of synaptic vesicle exocytosis; regulation of synaptic plasticity. Gene Ontology annotation, cellular component: presynaptic membrane; cytoskeleton of presynaptic active zone. The transcript is spliced from 6 exons. The record is from RefSeq and is a predicted model, not a curated record. Gene Ontology annotation, molecular function: transmembrane transporter binding; small GTPase binding.
AUGGAGCGCUCGCAGAGCCGCCUCAGCCUGUCCGCCUCCUUCGAGGCGCUUGCCAUCUACUUCCCGUGCAUGAACUCCUUCGACGACGAGGACGCGGAAGGAGACAGCCGGAGGCUGAAGGGGGCGAUCCAGAGGAGCACAGAGACAGGCCUGGCCGUGGAAAUGCCCAGCCGGACACUACGCCAGGCCAGCCACGAGUCCAUCGAGGACAGCAUGCACAGCUACGGCUCGGAGGGCAACCUUAACUACGGGGGAGUUUGCCUGGCAUCAGAUGCCCAGUUCAGUGACUUCCUGGGCAGCAUGGGACCAGCGCAGUUUGUGGGCCGCCAGACCCUGGCCACCACACCCAUGGGGGAUGUGGAGAUUGGCUUGCAGGAGCGGAAUGGUCAGCUGGAAGUGGACAUCAUCCAGGCUCGAGGACUGACAGCCAAGCCAGGUUCCAAGACACUGCCAGCGGCCUACAUCAAGGCCUACCUGCUAGAGAAUGGUGUCUGCAUUGCCAAGAAAAAGACCAAAGUUGCUCGCAAGUCACUGGACCCGCUGUAUAACCAGGUGCUGCUGUUUCCCGAGAGCCCCCAGGGCAAAGUCCUGCAGGUGAUCGUGUGGGGGAACUACGGGCGGAUGGAGCGGAAGCAGUUCAUGGGUGUGGCCCGCGUGCUGCUGGAGGAGCUGGACUUGACCACCCUGGCUGUGGGCUGGUACAAGCUCUUCCCCACCUCCUCCAUGGUGGACCCAGCCACAGGCCCCCUGCUCCGGCAGGCAUCCCAGUUGUCCCUCGAGAGCACCGUGGGGCCCUGUGGCGAGCGAUCUUAG